This is a messenger RNA of Staurois parvus, 516 nucleotides long. Lineage: Eukaryota; Metazoa; Chordata; Amphibia; Anura; Ranidae. The record is from the annotation of a GenBank genome assembly.
CCUCAUAUCAGGCUCUCACCUGCUAUAUACCUACAGUGGUGCUUCUACCGCAGCUGGGUCCGCAGUCAUCCACUGUACUGUCUGCAGUCUCUUGGUCAUCCCUGUACUGUCUGCAGUCUCUUGGUCAUCCCCUGUACUGUCUGCAGUCUCUGGUCAUCUCCUGUACUGUGUCCGCAGUCUCUGGUCAUCUCCUGUACUGUGUCCACAGUCUCUGGUAAUCUCCUGUACUAUGUCCGCAGUCUCUGGUCAUCCCUUGUACUAUGUCUGCAGUCUCUGGUCAUCUCCUGUACUAUGUCCGCAGUCUCUGGUCAUCUCCUGUGUACUAUGUCCGCAGUCUCUGGUCAUCUCCUGUACUAUGUCCGCAGUCUCUGGUUAUCUCCUGUACUAUGUCCGCAGUCUCUGGUCAUCUCCUGUACUGUCUGCAGUCUCUGGUCAUCUCCUGUACUAUGUCCGCAGUCUCUGGUCAUCUCCUGUACUGUCUGCAGUCUCUGGUCAUCUCCUGUACUAUGUCCGCAG